This is a messenger RNA of Bicyclus anynana (squinting bush brown), 3007 nucleotides long. Its product is annotated as zinc finger TRAF-type-containing protein 1 homolog. The transcript has 7 exons. Lineage: Eukaryota; Metazoa; Arthropoda; Insecta; Lepidoptera; Nymphalidae. Gene Ontology annotation, cellular component: nucleus. The coding region runs from base 95 to 1306 and encodes 403 amino acids. The record is from RefSeq and is a predicted model, not a curated record.
ACUAAUCUGUGCCAAUAACCAUCUGUGUUUGACUUUGACAGUAAACGGUGCGCGUUGAUCGUAUUAUUUUUGUUUUCAUUCGUGUAAUUGUAAAAUGGCUGAGGCUCCUGAUUCCGAGCCCGUAGCGUCUUCGAGCAAGAGUAGCGUGCCUGCCGAAGCGCAGGAAGACGAGGGCCCGGCCCCCAAGAAACGCAAAACCGUAGCUGAGGGCGAGGAGAUUGAGAAAUUGGAGCACAGGCUCGGCGGCAUUCUGUGCUGCGCAGUUUGCCUCGACCUGCCGCAGGCCGCCGUGUACCAGUGCAGCAACGGGCACCUGAUGUGCGCGCCGUGCUUCAUGCACCUGCUGGCGGACGCGCGCCUGCGCGACGAGAGCGCUACGUGCCCCAACUGUCGCGUGGAGAUCUCCAAGACGUCCGCCUCACGCAACCUGGCCGUGGAGAAGACGGUGUCGGAGCUGCCGUCCGAGUGUCGCCACUGCGCGCGCGUCUACCCGCGACACUCGCUGCAGCACCACGAGGAGAAUGUUUGCGACGACAGGGCGCACCCCUACAGGUUCUCGCAGACGGUAGUGGAGCGCGCGCCGCUGGGCGCGGUGUCGGGUUUGGUUCGCAUCGUGGCGCGCCUGUAUUGGCUGCUACUGUCCGCGCUCGGCGGCUCGUACCGCUGUGAGCGGCCGGCCGCAGCCGCCAAGCGGCGUAGGGUGCGCAGGCUGACGGGCUGCCGCUACGCCUGCCUGGGCUGCGGCUGGCGCGGCGCGGCGCGCGCGGCGGCGGCGCACGAGGAGGCGUGCGCGCACCCGCGGCAGUCCGCCGCCGACCUGGUGGAGCUGCUGGCGCAGCGCGAGCGGCUCAACGGCGAGCGCCUGCAGCUGCACACGCAGCUGCUCGACCUGCUGUCCGUUGAGAAGAUCACCUUUACAGACCUGCAGCUGAAGCCGUACCGCACGGAGGAGCUGCACAAGCUGUACUACGAGACGUCGCGCUUCUCCGCCUUCGGCCACCAGUGGCUGGUGAAGGCCUUCGUCAACAAGCACCAGCGCGACCCCACGCAGAGCUCGCAGCGGGAGAUCACCUACCAGCUGAUCCUCAAGAGCAAGCCGCCGGCGCCGCUGGGCGUGAGCUGGACGUGGGUGCGCGGGCCGUGGGGCGAGGCGCGCGUGGCGCCGGCGCUGGCCGCGCACGCCUUCCGCGAGGACGAGGCGGCGCCGGCGCGCGCGCUGCCGCUGGCCGACGCGGCCGACGCCAACCGCCUGCUCUCCAACAAGGCCAUCCACUUCAGAUUGAUAAUGUUCUUGUCGGCGAAAUGAUCUCAUGAAACCCGCCGCGGACUCGCCUCAUUUGGUACAUUCGGGUACAUUCGGUUUACAGAUUAAACUAACAGCAUAUUCUCUUACCAGAUACCUUAUUGAAACAUCGUAAAUUCAAUGCGCGCUAAACUUUACAAGCAUCUACGUUCAAACUUUUAAACUUUUCGAUUUACCAUUUUAUUACAAUUUUAUGUUUAUUGACUUAGAAAAUGUUAUAAUUUACAUUUUUGCUGUUUUUUUACAAACAGAUAAGUUUUUAAAAUAAGCAGGUCACAACAACACCCACAAACAAUUUGGCGCGAAAUUAAUGAAAUAUAAUAAAAAUUUUAAAUUUUUUUAGUAAUCAUUAUUGUUCAACGUGCUAGAAGGGUUGGCGUGAGGUAUACGUUUGAAUUGAAUACAAAUAAUUAACUUGUUUAUAAUACACAAGGAUCUCGAUCUGGAUUCGCAAAUCCUGUAAAUAUAAAAAUCUUCAAAACUACGAUUUUCGAAGUUUGAUAGAUGAUGACUGUGCCGGCCAAGUGGCCGUAACAUAAUGUUCAUAUGGUUUCUUCAUUUAACAAGCGCCCAUACCCAUGUGGCUAUUUGCUUUUGUUGCUACAAACCCUAACGCUUCGAAAACUAACUAAAUGUAUGAGAAUGACAGAUCCGAUCGACAAUUUGAUCACGUUACCUGUCGAUAGUGAAUGUCAUUCUGAUACAUUUUUAAGUUUUCGAAGCGUUGGCGUUUGUAGAAAGAGAAUAGACGUUGCCACAUGGGUACAGACUGUGGUCGCUGUGGCCACUGGUUCUUGACAUAACGAGGCUAAAUCUUUUGUUCUUUUUUAUACAUAUAUUUUAUUGACAUUAAAAUAUAUGUUUAUACACUAAAUUAUGUUAAAUAAUUAUUUUAAUUAACAACGAAUAUCUGCUUAGUUUUAAUUGUGGUAAAAUUAGGUAGUAAAAUAAUAUAUUGCGAAUAUUGAGUACAAAUUUAUUUAUACACCAUAGUUAGGGAUGAUUCGGAGGAAUAUCAGGUAAGGUCUAAAACGGACGUCCUGGUCAAGUUACUAACAGUGGAAUUCAUAGACGUUGUAGGGGCACCCCCAGGGGCUCAUUCACCCGCUGAGUGUCAAAUUCUCAAACAAAUAGAGGUUAAAUUUGACACUCAGCGGCUGAAUGAUCCCCUGGGGGUGCUCCUACAAUGUCUAUGAAUUCCACUUUAAGACUUCAAUAUAAAAUAAUUAUUAUUUUCUUUUGCCUUAAUAUUUUAGUUCUAUACAACUUAUCCAUAUGUAAAAAAAUAAGUACAUAACAAGUAAAAUAGCCGGCUGCGUGAACAGUAAUGUGAAUUCUUUGUUUACAGUUGGUAGUUAUAAUGUUGAUUGUUUAUAGUUCAUAUAAAACAAGCAACAUUCAAAUAUGAGAAUUUUUUAUGAAACAAUAAAAAAAUUACAAAAAGGAAUCGCCUAUUUUCUCGGGACUGGGUGCUUCUGAUUAAAUUCUAAUUUCGAGAAACGCAAAAUAAAACAAUUGCUCAUAAUGAACUUCCGUGAAGCAACGCCUGCUUCUAUUCAACAUUAGGACUAUAUUUAGUUUCGUUGCACGAUAGCUUUAGUGCAGGUGUGAGUUUGUUAUGACUGUAUUUCACAAAUAGAUUAUUUUAAUACGUAUAUUAGCUGAAUUUAAUAAUUAAUAAUUAUAAUAUAUUAUUUGAAUAGA